AUGGCCGAAGAGUCAUUGACAACAAAUACAAAGCGUGACUCUGCCGUUCCGAUACAGAGUCGGUCUACAUCAUGGCUGCGUAACAUAUCACGAUCCAAUUUAGCUGGUUUGAUAUUACUCUACAUCACUUCGUUACACCUUAUUGGAUUAUACGUCUUCACAAAAGGGUUCCUCCUCACACGAUUGACGAUACCUCACGUGUCGCCUUCAUAUACACCCUCCAAUCCUCCUCCUCUACCUGCAACGCAUUCAAAAGCUGUCAUCUUGGUGAUCGAUGCCUUAAGAACAGAUUUUAUAUCUCCAUAUUAUCCUCAACCUCCUUCUCCACAUCAUCAUGGUAUCCUAACUUUACCUUCUGAACUCACCUCUUCUCAUCCUGAUCAUUCACUCAUUUUCAAUGCUUUUUCUGAUCCACCCACAUCUACCAUGCAGCGAAUCAAAGGAAUCACAACUGGUUCUUUACCUACUUUUAUUGAUAUAAGUUCAAAUUUCGCUUCUACUGCCAUAGAAGAAGAUUCUCUUAUUUCACAAUUAGUGUCUGCGAAUAAAACAAUUGGAUUCAUGGGUGAUGAUACUUGGGCCAAUCUUUUCCCUGAUACUUUCAACAUAUCACAUCCAUAUGAUUCAUUCAAUGUAGAAGAUUUACACACUGUAGAUGAAGGAGUUAUUGAACAUAUUUUCCCAUAUCUACAACCUUCCAAUCAGACUAAAUGGGACGUUCUGAUUGGUCAUUUCUUAGGUGUGGAUCAUGUUGGCCAUAGAGUAGGUCCUAAUAGAGAUACCAUGAGAAUAAAAUUAGAACAGAUGAAUCAAGUCUUGAAGAAGGUGGUGGAUUUAUUGGAUGAAGAUACUCUGUUGGUCGUACUAGGAGAUCAUGGCAUGGACGAUAAAGGUAAUCAUGGUGGUGAUGCAGAAUUAGAAACUUCUUCGGCUAUGUGGCUUUAUUCCAAAGGUCCUCCAUUAAGAGGAAAAUCAGAAUUUGACAAUAAAAUUACCGAAUCAUGGGCAACAUAUAUUUUCCCAAAGUCAAAUCAACCUCUAAGACAUAUAAAUCAGAUUGAUAUAGUUCCAACCCUCUCUCUACUCCUUGGUGUACCGAUACCAUAUAACAAUCUCGGUUCUGUCAUUCCUGAAUGCUUCUCGUACGAUUUGGACACUCUGGAAGUUGCUACAAGAGCUAAUGCAGAACAGAUCGAGCGUUAUCUAGGGGCUUAUGGAGAUAAAGCUAUCCGAUCAGCUUUAUCGAAUUAUUGGUCAAAAGCUAGAGCUACCUUGGAAUCGGUAACCUCGGAACCACAACCUCAAUCCGAGUCAUCGACCAAAGGGGUAAACAAAGUUACAGAUUGGAUUAGGAAAGGUAAAGCUGCUGCUGCAUCAGCUUCAGCUUCAGCUGGAGAGAAAGCUCAAUCUCAAGCUCAAGCAACCGAGAAGGACCAAUCAGCUCACUAUCAAAAGGCAUCCAUCACCGCACAUCGACAUUACUCCCUUCUUGCUCUGAAGCAUCUUCGAGCUCUAUGGGCGCAAUUCUCUCUCCCACUUAUUCUCGUCGGAUCGUUGAUUCUAGGCUUGAGCGUUCUCACGCUUGUCGCAUUAUACGUUGGUGUGAGAAAUAACGGUACCAACUGGGAUGUUUAUGCUCGACUGGCUCUCGAAACCUCUUUCGCAACAUCUGCAAUUCUCGGUUCAAUUAUCGGUACACUCGCAGGUAUAUAUACCGCUAGACCAUCAACUGCAAUCAAAGUGUUCAUCGUGACGUUCGCGUUGAUAUCAGAGAUUGUUCUCGUUUUCCCUCUUUUCAUGCAAAUCAGUACACCUCGAGCAUUCUCGAUCAAUCGAUACAUUGGUCCGAUGUUACUUUUCGCUCAUGCGACCUCCUUCGCUUCAAACUCGUUCAUCAUGUGGGAAGAUAGAGUCGUACUAUUCCUCUUAACUACCAUUCCGAUAAUAUACCUCCUCAAAGCACUUUCAGCACCAACAGCAGGUAUGAGGAUCAAGAUUAUACUACUCUCCCUGUCAUAUGCGAUUAUCGUUAGAUUGAUUGGAGCUGUUACGAUCUGUAGAGAAGAACAACAACCAUAUUGUAGAGUCACAUUCUUUUCUGGAACGACUCCUGUAGCUGCUAAAUGGGUCUUAUUCGCUAUUAUCCCAUUGGGUUUACAACUUCCACGAGCUAUUGGAAUCACUUUAGUCAAAUCCAAAUCAUUAGCUGGACCAGCUCCCUUUUUCUUAGGUUACUUGUGGAGAAGUGUUCUAGUUAUCAACGCGACUUAUUGGGUAUUAGAAUGGUUGGAACAUUAUGAAGGAUUAAAACCUGAAGUGGUGCCUACCAUCUCUUUGAUAAAACUAUGGGUGGCAAGAUCUUCGAUUGGUAUAACGUUAGGUGCAUUACCAUAUAUUUGGUUCAUAUCACCUUUAUGUAUAACAGUUGAAAAGACUAUAGAUCAAUCCACCGGUGAACAAGAAGUUAAAGUAUUAGGAUUCGCAAAUACUUUUGGAUCAACAUAUAUCUUAUUCUUCUUAAUCCCAUUCACGAUCGUUCAUCUGGUUUCUCAACCUAUGGGUCAAGUUGUUCUAUCUGCAAUAUUAAUUUCGUUGUUGAUUUAUUUGGAAUUGAUAGAUACAAGAAAAGACUCAAUCAUUUUACAGUCCACCUUUGCCUCCUCUCCCUCAGCGACAAGUAUUGAUAUUGAUCAAAUUGAUACCUCACAAACUAUAGUUAGACCAUCAUUUACGGAUAUAGUACCCAUAGCAUUAAUUGGUUUUAUUGGGUUUUUCUCAACCGGACAUCAAGCUGUCAUAUCUUCAAUUCAAUGGAAAUCGGCUUUUAUAGGAUUCGAAGUUGUUACAUAUCCAUUCUCACCAAUCUUGGUUAUAUUGAAUACAUUCGGCUCAUUCUUCUUGUCAAGUUUAGUCGUCCCUUUAAUGGGGUUAUGGAAUAUAUCACCUAGACCAAGAUCGUCAAUACCAGUCUUGAAUCAUUCACUUCAAUUGAUAUUGGCUUUCUUGAUUUAUCAUUCGACGAUCACGUUCUCAAGUGCAGUCACAGCCGCUUGGUUAAGGAGACAUUUAAUGGUUUGGAAAGUAUUCGCUCCAAGAUUCAUGUCAUCCGGAAUCACCCUUCUGAUAGUUGAUCUAGGUGUCAUAUUAGCUUUCACCAUUGGUGUCAGAGUAACAGCUUGGAAAGUCAACAAGACAUUUGGAUGUGAGAGUAUCUAG
Kwoniella shivajii is the source of this 3216-nucleotide messenger RNA. RefSeq lists its product as uncharacterized. Gene Ontology annotation, biological process: GPI anchor biosynthetic process. The record is from RefSeq and is a predicted model, not a curated record. Gene Ontology annotation, molecular function: mannose-ethanolamine phosphotransferase activity. NCBI's taxonomy places the organism in Eukaryota, Fungi, Basidiomycota, Tremellomycetes, Tremellales, Cryptococcaceae. The transcript has a single exon. Gene Ontology annotation, cellular component: endoplasmic reticulum membrane. The coding region runs from base 1 to 3216 and encodes 1071 amino acids.